GGGCCCGGGGGGGGUUGUCGGCUGUUUGCGGGGUGUUGUGUUUUGUGUCGUGCCCGGUGGUCUUGGUCCGGCCUGGCGAUGUCUGACCCAGCUCAGCAACCUGCUCCCGGGGCUCCCGAAGGGGCAGCCCCCGGCGGGGGUCCCCCCGAGCCCCCUCCCAAUCUGACCAGUAACCGCCGGCUGGAGCAGACCCAGGCCCAAGUGCAGGAGGUGGUUGAUAUAAUGUGUGUAAAUGUAGACAAGGUGCUGGAACGAGACCAGAAGCUGUCAGAGCUAGAUGAUCGGGCAGAUGCUCUUCAGGCUGGUGCCUCGCAAUUUGAAAGCAGCGCAGCAAAACUCAAAAGGAAGUACUGGUGGAAGAACUGCAAGAUGAUGAUCAUGAUGGGAGUGAUUGGUGCCAUUGUGGUGGCAGUGAUUGCAAUUUGUCUCCUGCACAGGACUCUUAAGCACUCUACUGAACAUGGUUACACUCUUCAACAGCUGCUGCAGCUUUAGCAAGGGUCAUCUGAGCUGAGGAAAGGGAAGCAGAGGAAGAAUGGGUAGCUAUUGCUCCCGUUCUUCUGCAAUAAAAUUUUGUGGUUUAUUUUUGGGUGUGAUCUUGUCAAACAGUGCCUGUGUGGACUCUAGCUAAAUAAGAAUGCCUUAAUGCAGUGCCUUUAGCGAUGAAGGACUUCAGCAUGUGAGGUUCUUUAGUGCUCUGCCUAAAGAGUGGCAACGUGACUUAAGCUUUUCAGUGAGCUUCUGAAAUAAAGGCUAAAGUUUGUUGUUCAGUGACUGUGUGAGCCAUCUGAGCUAGGCGUAGCAAUCUAGAUUUCUCUAGUAUGGAGAGAAGAACAGUUAAGGAAAUGAUUUAUUCUGUCUGUCCUUACUUUCAGAUGGCUUGCUAUCUGAACACAGACAUUUCAGUUAUUAUAAAGGAGAGUCUACAUGAUUACCUCAAUCAAGUGCAACAGACUAAACCCAGUUAAGUGGAAGGAGUUUUGUUGCUACCUAAAAGGCAUGUGUGGGAGUAAAAUCUCUUGCAAGAAAGAACAAAAGAACAACAGUAAGGAGUCUGUUGGAAUGUCCAUUGGUCCUUUCAUCUAUGCAGACACAAGCCAGGACUCUUUGGCUUGCUGUUACCUUGUAGCUUUCUGGAAGACUUUGGGGUAGUGGUAGAAUGGUAAGUGGUGUAUUUUGUGUUAAUGAGUUGAAUGUCAAUGGAAGUCCACUAUGUAGCAGAUGGAGGUGAGGAGACUGGAGGUAUUUCAGAUGAGACUGAGCCACAUAGCUUCCCAAUCAACAAUACCUGUUCUGUUUCUGCUACCACAAAGCCCUAACUUUCAUCAGGAGUUAGGAAAUACUUGGAAUGGUUAGCUAGGGAAGCAAAUGAAAAUACUACUUUGAACGUAAGUAUUGCAAAGUGAUGUCAGAUGUCCCAGUUUAGCCACGUAGAUCUCUGGAGAUCUUGCCUAUCAAAGUCCUCCUAGUUGCUAUGGGCUGUCUUGACUUUAGAUCAAGGUGGUCUCUGCUGGAAGUAAACUUGCAGUGUGGAAUUCUGCAGUUUACUGUAAGUAAUCUGUUUGUUCUCCUCCAAAAAUUAUGAGCUGUGAAUUGUGUGAAUGUGUUGUCAAACCUGGAGUUAAAUGAGCUGCCCUAUUCCUCAGUUUCUGCAAGGUCUUCUAAGGGCUGCUCAUCUUGUAUUUUUUUACAGGCUGAGCUGUAGCCUGUAUUCUAAACUGGAAAGAGGACACUGCUUCAAUUUAGGAAGCUCUGCCUUGGUUCUAAAAUACACUGGAAUUUGUCUAGACUUAAUGAUGUGAAGAGGCAGGGGAGAGCAUCAUUGGAAUUCCCAGGUGGGAACUAAGUAUGAAAGAUGCAAGGAGCAGAUGCUUUUUGUUUCAUUGGGUGUGCUGGGAAAGUCCCUUUUCCCCCACAGAGCCUCUGGCGAGGGGCUAAGUUUUGCAUGCUCACUUUCAUGCCCCAGCAUUUCAUCUCCCCGCAAUUCCAUUCCCCUCCACUUUGGGUGAGGGCAGAGAUGAAGAUCUGGAGUGAAGCAGCCCUCAUCCCCUGAACGCUUCCCUAACUCCCUGUGGAACUGAGAUGUGUUGGAUGGUCAGAAGUGCAUCUACUGAAGAGGAGCCAGGGCCUGCUUGUACUACUUACUGCUAUCAUUUUAGGGGGCUGGGCAUACAAGCUUAAGGCCUCUAGACCAGCAAUUUUCUUGCAGUCUUCUAAACAAACCUUUGGUGCCCCAUUCUUCCUGCUCCUCUGGGAGCUAAGGUCCCCCUAGGCUGUCUUUUCUGUUUCUUUCUCUUAAAUGUUGUAUGUUGCCUCUCCUGCUCCCUUUUGUGUCUCUGCAUGGGCAAAAGAAGUCACCAGGGGACUCUGCUGUCCACAGCAUUACAACCACUUGUGCAUGUACAGUUUAUUUCCUUCUAUAAACAUAAGUGUAAUCUCCUCUGGCAUGUUAUGGUAAUCAGCUCGUGUACUUUAAAUGGUCUAAGAAACACAAUUCACCACCUUACUGAGUCUGUCUUGUCUGUCAGUGGGUGGGGAGGGAUUGGGACACCAGAUUGGUUUUGGAACAUCUCUCUCUCUUUGUCACUUCCAUACUAUACACACACCUGAAGUUCCGGCCCACGAAGGAGUGACUGUUUUUUCAUUGCAAUGAUAGUUGUUCCACUUGUACUGGACAGACUCCAUGGUAAGUCUGUAAUAAGAUGUAUGAACCAGCAGCUCUGGGGAGGGAAGAGACUGCUGAAGCCAGCUCUUCCACUGCUGCGUAAUAUGUGGUAAGGUGGUUGCCUGAACGGGAGAGUGUGCUGUUGGUAGCUGUAGUUCCUUAGGCUGUUACCUUUUGGGUUUCAAUAACCUAUAUUCAGAUCCUUAAACCCAGAAAACAAUUCUCCAUUUGUGUUGAGACAUAUGUUCAAGAUCCAAAUAAAGGCUUCCAAGAGUAGGAUGCUGCACACAGCAUGUCUUGGAGCGUGGCUGGAAUAAUGGUAAGUAUCUCCUUGUUUUGU
This is a messenger RNA of Colius striatus (speckled mousebird), 3005 nucleotides long. It is a transcript of the gene VAMP1, whose product is annotated as vesicle associated membrane protein 1. Gene Ontology annotation, cellular component: SNARE complex; plasma membrane. Gene Ontology annotation, biological process: vesicle fusion; vesicle-mediated transport; SNARE complex assembly. Bases 79 to 495 code for a protein of 138 amino acids. Gene Ontology annotation, molecular function: SNAP receptor activity; syntaxin binding. The record is from RefSeq and is a predicted model, not a curated record. Lineage: Eukaryota; Metazoa; Chordata; Aves; Coliiformes; Coliidae. The transcript has 5 exons.